Molecule: messenger RNA, 3956 nt
Organism: Uranotaenia lowii
Lineage: Eukaryota; Metazoa; Arthropoda; Insecta; Diptera; Culicidae
Gene: AspRS-m
Product: aspartate--tRNA ligase, mitochondrial
Exons: 7
Coding region: 150-2291 (713 amino acids)
Biological process (GO): aspartyl-tRNA aminoacylation
Cellular component (GO): cytoplasm; mitochondrion
Molecular function (GO): aspartate-tRNA ligase activity; ATP binding
Source: RefSeq, a predicted model, not a curated record
CGCUUAUCAGGGGCAUUGAUCAAAUUUUGUUUAAUGAUUCUCUCAAUAAUUUCGGUGUGAAUAAGUGGACUAUUCAAUAAAAGUGUAUUUCGAAAUUGGCUUACCAACAUUUUGAGUCACCUGGAAUAGUCCAAUAAACUAAAAUCUAUAUGUCUGCAAUGAUUCAUCGACACCUAUUUGGUUAUAAUCGCGGCUCAAUAGUUGCCGGGUUUUCAAGGAUAAAGGGAUCAAUUUCAUUGCGAGAAGCAAGCACCAUCAGCCGUGAGACAUAUCCAUAUCGGAUACGAAAUGGAAUAAUCAAUCAAUAUGUAUGUACCAGCUGGAAAUCAUCAAUUCGCAAAUUCUGUCGUUCCAUACAUACGAUUCUUAACGUUAAAGUGGAAUGUUCCAUGACGAGACAUCAGUCUACACAACGUCACUCAUCGAUUCUGUCUACGGUUGUUUCAAAAUGGAACAAUCCAGCUCCUUUGGAAAACGCUUCGGGCAUCAACCGUUACACCAGUCGGACUCACAACUGCGGAGAGCUUCGAUCCUCAGAUGAUGGCAAACACGUGACCCUUUGUGGAUGGUUGCAAUUUUCGCGAUUGAACAAGUUCUUCACCCUUCGAGAUGGUUACGGCGUCACUCAGGUAGUGGUACCGGAAAAUCUUGCUCCCAGUCUGAAUCUGUCUAGCAUUUCCUACGAAAGCAUUCUUCGGGUGGAGGGAACGGUUAUGAUGCGGCCUCCAGAACAACGUAGAGCUGGGGACUCUACCGGUGAAAUUGAAGUGCUGCUGAUUAAGCUCGAGGUGCUGAAUGACGCCCGGAAGCGUUUGCCGAUGGAUAUCAAACAGCAUAACAGAGCAAGAGAAAACGUUCGCAUGGAGCAUCGUUACAUCGAUUUGAGGAAUCCAGAUUUGCAGAAAAAUCUUCGGUUGCGAUCCCAAAUAAUAAUGAAGAUGCGUGAGUACAUGAUCAACAGCUGCGGUUUUGUAGAAGUGGAAACUCCGACUCUUUUCCGUAGGACUCCGGGGGGAGCCCAGGAAUUUGUCGUGCCAACUCGUAAAAAGGGUCAUUUUUACUCGCUAGUGCAAAGUCCUCAACAGUUCAAACAAAUGCUGAUGUCCGGCGGCAUCGAUCGGUACUUUCAAAUAGCCCGUUGCUACCGUGAUGAAGCCACUCGUCCAGAUCGUCAACCAGAAUUUACCCAGCUUGAUAUCGAGCUGUCCUUUACGAAACGGGAACAAAUUAUGUCUCUGGUGGAAGAAGUCCUGGCUAGCUCGUGGCCUCUGAAAGGUGAGUCUCUCAAGAUCCCCUUCCCAAAGUUAACAUACCGAGAGGCAAUGGAACGAUUUGGCUGUGACAAACCGGAUAUGAGAUUUGGAUUCGAGUUGUACAAUGUAACGGAUAUUUUGAUGAAGAACGAAAUGCUACAUUCGGGACAAGAUUCUUCGAACUUUGGAGCCUAUGCAAUCGUUGCUACAACUCCACAUAACGUUGAAUCUGGUGCCUUCAAAAAAGUUGUAAAGAAGCUGACGAAAGAGUUUAAAAAAUGCAGAUUCGUUUCCGGUAUUAUUAAAGAGGAUUGGGUUGAUUCUCCACAAGCAAAACUUUUGGGUAGCACUCUAUCGGAUUUGGCUAAGCAGAUGAGCUUGGAGCCAGAAAGUCUGCUUCUCCUAGGUUACGGAAACAAAUCGGAUGUGCAAGAAAUGAUGGGUAAAGUUCGUUUGGAGUUCUACGCCGAUUUGGAAGCACAGAAUUUAGUACCUGAACGCAAACCUACUGAACAAAAAUUCCUAUGGGUUGUCGAUUUUCCCAUGUUUGCCUUCAAUGAAGAGUCCAACCAAUGGGAUAGCGUUCAUCAUCCUUUUACUACCGCACAUCCGGAUGAUCUACGGCUGCUUAAAUCCCAAUCGCAGCUGGACCAAAUCCGGUCCCAAUCGUUCGAUCUGGUUUGGAACGGUGUUGAAGUUGGGGGUGGAUCUGUUCGAAUUCACAACGCCCAGCUACAGCGCAUGGUUCUGGAUGACAUUUUGAAGAUUGAGCAUUCACAUCUACAGCAUUUAUUGGACGCACUUGAGUGUGGAUGUCCACCUCAUGGAGGAUUUGCCAUCGGAUUGGAUCGGUACAUUGCAUUGCUGUGUGGCGCGAGAUCCAUUCGGGAUGUUAUAGCCUUUCCUAAAUCGCUAGACGGUAAGGAUCCCUUGUCAAAGGCACCGGUACCGAUUAGUGAAGAAGAGAAAAAAAUGUAUCACAUACAGGUGAUUAAUGAGCCAAAAGUAGAAAGCUCCAGUGCAGAAAAAAAUAUUUAAGUUAAUCAUUAGGCUGUUUUUUUCAAUUAUUUUGCAAACUAAUAGAGAAUUUGUUUUCAAGUGGUGGUGCACCGGGGCACUACCGGUAGUGCACUUUUUGCUGUUUUCAUGCUCGUUUUCAUGAAGAGUAGUGCACUGGUAGUGCACCAUAAAGUGGACGGUGGAACACUCUGAAAAUAUUCGGUGUUGCUUGCGCUCUCACCAAUACUAUCAUGAAUUUUGACAGCACGUGCUUCCCGAUGUAAACAAAUAUCAGCUGGUUGGUUUAUUUCUAUACCGCAAAAUUGCGUUCGAACUGUUUUUUUCUCUUUAUUAUCCCGAAGAACGCAAACUUGUUCCGGAUUCAAUACCAGUGCCGUUUCCAACAGAGGCGGAGAAUUUCACCUGGAUGGCACGUUCCAAAGCAAACAACGCUCCCAAGAAGAAAUGUGCCCAGAAGGUUUGCUGCAAUCGGUUCCAGGCGAUGCCGAAAAAGAGCAGCAAAUCCGAGUGCAAAAAGGCCAACCCAAAGAUCUGGUGAAAUCGCCCAAACCGAAAAGUUUUCUUGUUCGGAGGGUCCUAUAAGUUGGUCUCCACAGCAAGAAGCGUUCAGCUGCAUCGAAGCUACUCUGCUUCGAGCUGUGCCUUAGGGUGACGAUGCUCGGUUGCGCCAAGUCCCGGAUUCCCACCCGUUGCCCUUCAAAAACGGUAGUUCGAGACUACACCCGCAUUGGGAGCUUGAAUUUCGUUCGUUUCGGUCUGUUAGCAAAAUUUUCUCCCCCGACUUCCACGAUCGGAGUUCGCUAAUUUGACUUCCAAGAAUUUUUCUUUUGUCAUCUGAAAACGGAAAUAGGUACUCGAGGUAUUUGCGAGGAAUAAACGUUCAAAAUAUCGGAACCUUCAAGCUGGGGUAACUGCAGUCUAGCAGCAGUAAACAUAGACCACCCAGAAUCAGCCGGUAUUGCAGUUACCAUCAGAGCCACAUGCGAAUCUACCAAGCAAAAUAAAUCUGAAAUCUUCACAAUUCAACAUAAUAAAUUCAUGCUAAAAUUUUCAUAUUAUUUAAAGAUAAUGAUCAACUAAAGUAAAUUUCAUUUCAAUUUUCGAAGUCAAACGAAAACAAAUACCAGCUGUAAUGGAUUUUUGACAGCUUGAUGUUUUCUGUUGACACUGCCGAUUUCACGUACACCAACAAAGGUGGGUGCAACACUCGAUUCAUGCUCGUUUUCAGCAUGGAUGGUGCAACACUUUCGGGUGGUGAAAACAAAUACGGUAUAAGUAUAGUGAAUAAACUAUUUAACCAUCUUAUUCUUAUUGUUUUACGUGUUUUAUCAAAGAACAAACUGAGUAAGUUACUUGACUUUAAUACAAACUAGCUUUUCGAUUUUUUAUCAUCAUAUCGACAGGAUAAAAAUAAACCUUCUAAACCAUAAAUCUCUUCGUGAUAGCUGGAGGUUUCCGGUUGGCCGAUGAAAAAUUUGUGUAUACCCCUAGCCGCGUUUCUGAGAAAACAAAACAUUUCGAGCAGAAACAGUAAGUAGUGACGGCAUUAGUUCGCUGGCGGUUACAUUUACACCCCCUACCUCCACGAGAAAACCAUGGUACCAACUCGGCCCGGUUAUAAUAAACAUGAAACCCAAAGCCAAAGCUUGCACGCGAUUCCAGCAUGAAUUAGCCAGGGGUAAU